CAAUACCGUCAUAUCAUUGACGCAUAGGCCCCAUCCGAAGUUCAGCAUGAUACACGCACACAAACACACACACACACACACACCAUGCUCUGAGCCUCAUGGGCUAACCCCUUCGCUUUCUGCCACUUGCUCGACUCUGUCUUCGCGGCAUUUCUACUACUAUAUAAACACUAUCAGAUCAGUUUACAGUCUACACUUUACACAGAGCAAGGUUGACAAAAGAAAAACACUGAAAUUCUCUGCUAGAACGUUGUUAAUUAGUCAUCAAUAUUAAUUACGUACUAUGGCGUCGGCAGAGGAAGAAUCAACAACGUUGGAGCUCAUCAGGCAGCAUCUUCUUGGGGACUUCAAUUGUACUAGUUCAGAAUCCUUCUUAAAUGAUCUUGCUUUUUGUUUAGCAGAUGUUCGUAGCGAGAAUGAGUCCGUAAUUAGCCCCGGGAAGGCCUCUUCUAAUUCGGAGUCGGAUUCCGCGGGUUCUUGCAGUUCCAUCCUGACCCAACAAAACUCCCCUGUUUCUCUUUACUUCAAACUCGAACCUGAGUUUUUUGAGUUUGAUAAGGAACCCAGCGCAAAUAUCGGUUCGGGCCCUGAAUCGGGCACCCGAAUUGCGGGUUCCGGAGAAACGGACCGGAUUGUGAAUGGGCGGGGCGGGAACAGAGAAAACAAACACUUCAGAGGAGUCAGGAGGAGACCGUGGGGCAAGUUUGCGGCGGAGAUCCGAGACCCGAUCCGUAAGGGUUCCCGCAUCUGGUUGGGGACGUUUGAUACUGCAGUUGAUGCAGCCAGAGCUUACGAUUAUGCAGCUUUCAAGAUGAGAGGACGCAAAGCCAUCCUGAAUUUCCCUAUGGAAGCCGGGAAGUCUUCCCCGCCGGUAAAUUCUUGCCGUAAAAAUAGAAGGGAAUCGUGAAAUGAACGGCACGGCUGCCUUUUUACAGUUUACUAAUGUGAGAAAUUAAACUGCAGAGCUUAGUUUGGAAAUUUACUCGAAAGACCAUAAUUAAACGUGUACAUGAAAAUGUUAAAUAAGCAGAUUAUGUAUUGUACAAUUGCAACUUCGGUGUCUUCAUUUUCGUUCUCUGUUUGAUGGUUAGACGCAAAUACUCAAUCAAAAAAAAAAAAACUCCCCUUAUUUUUUGUUCCAUCACCUCCCAGUUCAGUUGUAUUUAAACACCAGAAAAAGUUAAAUAUACGUCAAUCAUAAAAACAUAGAGAGAAAUCAGUAUUGAAGUAUAAUAUAUUUCUUUUUUUUCUGUAUUAG
Molecule: messenger RNA, 1258 nt
Organism: Oldenlandia corymbosa var. corymbosa
Lineage: Eukaryota; Viridiplantae; Streptophyta; Magnoliopsida; Gentianales; Rubiaceae
Source: the annotation of a GenBank genome assembly